This is a messenger RNA of Asparagus officinalis (garden asparagus), 321 nucleotides long. RefSeq lists its product as uncharacterized. Lineage: Eukaryota; Viridiplantae; Streptophyta; Magnoliopsida; Asparagales; Asparagaceae. Bases 1 to 321 code for a protein of 106 amino acids. The transcript has 2 exons. The record is from RefSeq and is a predicted model, not a curated record.
AUGGCAGCGUGCUCCUUUGAUCAUACUUUUCUUUAUGUGGCUGCUGGAUGGGAGGGAUCAGCAUCUGAUAUGUCAGUACUCCGUGCAACACUGGAAGAUGGUAAAUUUAAUGUUCCUGAAGCUUGUUGUGUUCUUCAUAAUUUUAUUGCAAGGCAUCAGGGAAAUGAUAAAUACUUUAAUAUGCUCAAUGGAUUAGAGAUGAAUGAGGAUGAAGAUGAGGUGGAGGAGGAAGAAGACCCCCAAUACAUGGUUGGUGCAGAUGAAAGUUUAAGGGGUGAGCAGCUUCGCAACAGGAUUGCUUUACAGCUUUGGAAUAAUUGA